AUACCGCAUCUUGUAGCUGCUGUUAUAUAUUCUGCGACGACUCUCCUCUGCAAGCCCACAGUUUAUCUUCACUUUUCAGUUUUCAUUACACAACCACUUGUAUUAACACAUUGUUUCGUUUCAUUAUCUCCUCAAUUCCCUCUCGGCCGUUUCUUUGAACGCCCCUUUUUAUCUAUCUUUGUUUCGCUUUCUAAUUUGAAGCUUCACUUUCUAUCUUUGUAUCAUUCCUUUGUAGCUUCGACUUGUUUCGGCCUUUUCUGUAUUGAUUACAUGGCUAGGGAACAGAACUUAUUUGAGCUGGAGGCUCACUAUGAAACUGAUCGAGAUCAUUUGCUCAAGCAGAAAUUGAGUUCCAUCUCCGCAUCUACAGGGGUCUCUGAAAACAAAAGCAGCUGUUUUGAAUGCAAUAUUUGCAUAGACUCUGCACGUGAUCCUGUAGUUACCCUCUGUGGUCAUCUAUAUUGUUGGGCUUGCAUUUACGAGUGGCUUCAUGUCCAAACAUCCUCUCAAGAUGCUGACAAACCGCAGCAGAAUUGCCCCGUCUGUAAGGCUAACAUUUCUCUUACUUCAUUGGUUCCUCUCUAUUGCCAUGGAACAUCCUCUUCUGAAUCCGAAUCCAAGAAGCAUAGUUUGGGUGUGGCUGUGCCCAGUAGACCGCCUCCUAUGUUGAACACUUCAAUUACUUCCACUACAACAUCCACCACACAUCGAACUCCACAACUACAUUCAGAUCUCUUUCAGUCGCGAACGCAGUCAUUACAUAACCCACAGUACUUUCCUCACCACUACGGUGGUUAUGCAGCCAUUGCAACGUCUAGUCUCAGUGGUAUGGCAACAAUUAGCUUUGUUAACCCACUGAUGGGAAUGUUUGGAGGGAUGGUAUUAGAGAGGAUUUUUGGGAGUUCAGUCACGAGUUUGUCCGCGUAUCCAUCUUCACAUCCUCUAAUGACAAGUAGCAACCGUAGAAUCAGGAGGCAGGAAGUGGAGAUUGACAAGUCCCUUAACAGAGUAUCAAUCUUUCUUUUUUGUUGCUUAAUUCUGUGUCUUCUUUUGUUCUAAUCAUAUAAUCUCUUAGCUUUAAUGCUUUUCAUACUAAAACUAUGAGAUUGCGUGAUUAACUACUGUACAGGGAUACAAAUGUUGCUAGAAGUUCCAAAGUCGAGUCCGAAACUUUUGUGAGAAAACUCUGCUAUAUUUCACGUGUAGAUAAUGUCAUAUUCUUCAUUGUAAAUUAUUGUUUCUCUAA
Pistacia vera is the source of this 1246-nucleotide messenger RNA. RefSeq names its product E3 ubiquitin-protein ligase RMA3-like. Gene Ontology annotation, molecular function: metal ion binding; ubiquitin protein ligase activity; ubiquitin-like protein conjugating enzyme binding. The record is from RefSeq and is a predicted model, not a curated record. Gene Ontology annotation, cellular component: endoplasmic reticulum. The transcript is spliced from 2 exons. Gene Ontology annotation, biological process: ubiquitin-dependent protein catabolic process. The coding region runs from base 271 to 1059 and encodes 262 amino acids. NCBI's taxonomy places the organism in Eukaryota, Viridiplantae, Streptophyta, Magnoliopsida, Sapindales, Anacardiaceae.